Messenger RNA from Daldinia childiae, 981 nucleotides. RefSeq lists its product as uncharacterized. Lineage: Eukaryota; Fungi; Ascomycota; Sordariomycetes; Xylariales; Hypoxylaceae. Bases 1 to 981 code for a protein of 326 amino acids. Gene Ontology annotation, molecular function: hydrolase activity. The record is from RefSeq and is a predicted model, not a curated record. The transcript has 2 exons.
AUGGGAUCUCAAAUCCAGACAUCAACCAGCGUAUAUAAAGUUGCAGGAAGCUUGUCCUUGACAAUCGAUGUGCAUGUCCCUGAAGGGUAUGACCCUAACUCCGGGACCGCUCUCAUCCACUUCCACGGUGGCUAUCUUGUAAUUGGUGAAAAGACUACAUUUCCGCCGCACUGGCUGAUCAAUGCCUGCCACCGACGCGGAUGGGCGUACGCCACGCCAUCGUACCGCUUGAUGCCGGAGGCCAAUGGUCUUGAUAUUCUCCAAGAUGCCGUCGACGCCACCAACUGGAUACGAGACCACUUUGCUCGGUCAAACCGAUUAAUCGUUGCCGGUUCUAGCGCUGGUGGUUACCUUGCGCUCGCCACAGUGGCUCAUCCUCAAUCACCGCCGGUUACGGCUGUACUUCCGAUAUACGGCAUGCUUGAUCCUGCGGGCCCACGAUACGUCAAGCCGGGACAGCCAUUAACUACACCGGUUGAUAACCUCGAGUCUGUCGUGGAACAGAUAUAUGCUGUCAGAGCAAAGUCGAUUAAAAUUGACGGUUAUGCGUUCCCGCAGGAUAUAGCAACAGAUAAAAGAUAUACUUGGAUAAAAGCACUGCAUGAGGCAGCUCUGUAUCCAGAUAUAUUAACAGAUGUGCGAGGUUUAGCACAGCAGAUCAACGAGCAUGGUAUUGACGCCAUCCCCGAAAAGUUCCGACAGCUAUUUCCUGCUUCGUUUGGGCUUCACCGGGAAUUUCCUCCUACAGUAUUACUACACGGAGACGCAGACGUCGCCGUUGACGUGGAGUUAAGCCGUGGUGUAGCAAAGGCUCUUGAGGACUUGGGAGUCAAAGUCUUGCUGGAGAUUGUUAAAGGUCAAGGCCAUGGCUUCGACGUCAGGGAUAUCCCGCCAGAUAUCGAUAUUCUUAAUGAUUCUACAGGAGACCUUCGUAGUAGCCUGUCUAGGGUCUUCAAGUUUCUAGAGCAAGCUGUGGGCUGA